This is a messenger RNA of Tupaia belangeri chinensis (Chinese tree shrew), 1017 nucleotides long. Its product is annotated as olfactory receptor 5D13-like. NCBI's taxonomy places the organism in Eukaryota, Metazoa, Chordata, Mammalia, Scandentia, Tupaiidae. The record is from RefSeq and is a predicted model, not a curated record. Gene Ontology annotation, biological process: G protein-coupled receptor signaling pathway. Gene Ontology annotation, molecular function: olfactory receptor activity; G protein-coupled receptor activity. The transcript has 2 exons. Gene Ontology annotation, cellular component: membrane. Bases 1 to 1017 code for a protein of 338 amino acids.
AUGCCCAAAAGUUUAUUGUGUUUUAUGUACUUAGUUGUCACUUCUCUGAGUUGGCUUUCCAAUUGUGUUCGUAGGAUCCCAGAAAAUCAGAGUUCUGAAGUCACCUUCAUCCUCUUGGGCUUCUCAGAAUAUCCGGACCUCCAGGUGCCUUUGUUCCUCAUCUUCCUGAUCAUCUACACAAUCACAGUGGUAGGAAACUUGGGCAUGAUCGUCAUCAUCAGGAUGAACCCCAAACUCCACACCCCCAUGUACUUUUUCCUUAGCCACUUGUCCUUUGUUGAUUUCUGUUACUCUACUGCAGUGACACCCAAACUACUAGAAAACUUAUUUGUGAAAGACAGAACCAUCUCCUUCACAGGAUGUAUCAUGCAAUUCUCCUUUGCCUGCACAUUUGUGGAGACAGAAACAUUCAUGUUGGCAGUGAUGGCCUAUGACCGAUUCGUGGCUGUUUGCAACCCUCUGCUCUACACAGUUACCAUGUCUCAGAAGUUUUGUUCCUUGCUGGUGGGUGCAUCGUAUUUUUGGAGUACAGUCUGUUCCUUAACAUGCACAUCUUAUUUGUUGACUCUAACUUUCUCUGGAACUAAUUUUAUGAAUAAUUUUUUCUGUGAAUAUGCUACCAUUAUUGCUAUUUCCCGCUCUGACCCUUACCUCGGCCAGAUGAUCGCAUUUGUCCUUACACCAUUAAAUGAAAUAGGCACCUUGGUGAUCAUUCUUACUUCCUAUGUUUUCAUUUUUGUCACUGUCAUGAAAAUGCCUUCACGUGGAGGACGCUACAAAGCCUUCUCCACUUGUGCCUCCCAUUUAACCUCCAUCACUAUUUUCCACGGUACCAUCCUUUUUCUCUAUGGUGUUCCUAAUUCCACAAAUUCAUGGCUUUUGGUGAAGGUGGCCUCUCUCCUUUACACAGUGGUCAUCCCCAUGCUAAAUCCCCUGAUCUAUAGUCUCAGGAACAAAGUUGUAAAGGAAACAAUCCGGAAGUUAAUCCACACUAAAUUAUUAUGUUAUAAAUUAUAG